Adineta steineri is the source of this 1225-nucleotide messenger RNA. The record is from the annotation of a GenBank genome assembly. NCBI's taxonomy places the organism in Eukaryota, Metazoa, Rotifera, Eurotatoria, Adinetida, Adinetidae.
AUGCAUCAUCCUACUGAUACAAUAAUGAAUAUAAACAUAUCACCAUUAUCAUCGAAUCAAAUUGAACAAGAAGAAGUUGUUAGUAUUCAAUCUACUGAACGACGUCGGCCUGGUCGUUUCAAUGUUAUUGAAGCAUUAAAGGCAAAGACGUUUGAUAAUGGGGAAUCGAAGAAUCCUGUUCCAGUUGUUGAAGAAUGUCUCACACCCAGAGAGUAUUGCCUAAAUAUACACAGAUAUGAAAGUCUUUUCUUUGAUCCUAUUACAGAAAGACCAGCUAUUAAGCAUGAGCUUCAGUUAUUGGCCACAGGAUUAAAAAAAGUCGGGAACGAGCUGGGAAAACAACCAGAAUCUGAAAUUUUAAUCAAAUCAUUGUUCGAACUCAUGGAUUUGUCUUCUAAUGAAGUUUGUCAAGAAUGCCUACGAAUCUAUUCAAUGCAAACAUUUCUCUAUUCACACCUCAAUCAAUUUUUACGCGAAGCUGAUCAUUCAAAAAUCAAAAUAUACGGACCAUUUGUUCGCCUUCUAUGUCUUUGUUUCCAACAUCCUUCAUCAGUCGAAGUUCAUGGUAUAACAGUUUACCGUGGAAUGAAUUUAUCAUUGUCUAUGAUCGAUGAUUACAAAGAGGCUGCGAAAAAUAGCAUAUCAUACCGAUGGUCUGGUUUUAGUUCAACAAGUAAAAGUCAAGAAUUUGCUGAAUUUUUCGAUACUAAUACAGUGUUCAUUAUGCAACUAAAAAAGAUCUAUUCAAGACAAAAGAAGGCUAUUGAUAUUAGUGACUAUUCACAAUUUCCAGAAGAAGAGGAAAUAUUGUUAAGAACAGGUGUUGAAUUUACGGUCGAAAAUGUUAAUUAUGAUGGUAAGAAGAAAAAACAUUAUAUUAAUCUUAAUGUUUAUGUUUAACGAUCUCCAUGUAAACUUAAAACAGACUGCUAGAGUUUUUAUCUGACAGUAUUUCAAUAAAUUACAGUAUGAAUAAAAAAGAACACCGUGAUCACUAUUUCGACCAUCUUCUUGGGUCGCAUUAGACGACUUAAAUCGAGUAAAUAAACUAUUCUGACGAUCCAAAGAUCACACAUAUAACAUAUGAUAUAUAUGCGGGUAUGGGUGUACGUGUGGAUGUGGGUGUGAGCGUGCGGUGAGUAUGGGUGUGGGUUUGAGAAUCUUUUCCUUUAUCAGGCACUCUGACUCUCUCCGCACAUACAACCACGCCGACACCCACACCCAC